CACACACAAGCACAAGUAUAAUUCUUUUACGUUUUUGUUGUUAUUUAUUAUUGUAAAUUGUAGUUUUUACCACCAAAGGAGCAUAUGGUUUACAAUUGGCAAUGGCUAUGAAGAUAGCGGGUUGGUUUGGUCUCGUAUCGGUGAUCAUUAUUGGUUUAUUUGGAUUCGGAUGGUAUAUUACACUUCUUACGUUUUUGCUGUCUUUUCUUGUUGGUGUAAUUACAAUUUUAUACUUCUCCUAUGAUAAUAAGAAGAUAUUCUCAGGAGAUUUGGAGACUCUUGAUGAUCCAUUACAACAAAUAAAUUUCUCUGUGUCACCGCCAAAGGUCAUAGAUUUGUUUCAAACUAAGGAACGUCUACCAAGGUUCGACAAUAGAAUCACGGGAAGUGAGACUGUGGACUCAUUUCUCAAUGAAAUAAUAACCAUUAUUAUCAAUGACUAUGUAACAAAUUGGUAUGAGGUGGUGACGGAUGACGAAGAGUUUACGAAUCAUGCUAUCAAGAGAGUGGUGCUUGCGGCCGGUGCUAAUGUAGCUAAUAGAGUAAAAUGUGUAGAUUGGAUCCACCUCCUCUCAACGCGAUUCCCAGAGGAGUUGACAACUCAUUUGAAGUUGUUCAAGCAAUCACGGGUGAGGCUAAAACACAUACAACUGUUAAGCAACAAGGAUGUCUCUAACGGGAACUCUAAGCCAAGUCCCAAAAAGCAGGAGGAGAAAAAAUUGCACAGGAGGAAUAAAAGUGAGACUGACCUCACCUGGGCACCAGAUACUCAAACCUGUGGCAAAUCAAAAUUUUAUGGUAGCUCAGAGAAUUUGGAAUUUAAAUCUUUGAUAGAUCUAUUUUUUGAGUUAGAAUGUUCUAUAGAAAAUAGACAAAUCUGUCGUGAUAUAUACUGCAUUGACCCUGAGAAGGAAUAUGCGUUACUCUGCGAAGUAUCGGAGGCAGUAUUGUACCUGGUAACGCCAGAGGAAGUAUGGAAAUGUCACGCAUUGAAAAUAUUGUUGCUUGAGCUGCUGUCUGCGGUCGUUCUAAGACCUCUAAUAGCCUUGCUGAGUGACCCUGAUAACAUCAACAGAGCUAUCAUUAGAACCUGUUGCCGCGACUCGGUGCUGCCUUCAGAACUUUUCCUCAUGGUGAUCAGAUGCUGUGGAGACGCUGAAGAACUGGACGCUACUCUCGAACUUGUGCAGAAAGACAUCCAGAAGCUGCACUCAAAGGACAGCGCUGGUGAAUGGGAAUUGUCCGACCGACAGAAGUUAUCUUCCUUGCAAUAUGUCGCACGGAUUAUUCAAGCUAGAAGAGCUACGCUUGGACCACAAGAAGGGUCUUCAAGCAGCAGCAAUACGGAGAAGGUUUCGGAGGAAGUUUCUAGAACUCUCAAGUUUCUGCGAGCUACCGCGGCCUGGCGGUCCAACGCUCAGUACCUACUCGAGAUUGAACUCAAUGAAAUUGACGCACCAAACACUUCAAAAGCAGUGAUAGAGAACUUGCGAUCUUCAGCGCUAGAGUUGUGCGAUUUGUACCUGGCACCUAACAGACCGGCUAUUAUGGGUAUACCUGAGAACUGCUACUCGGAACUAGUACGCAAGAUUACUACUGAGGGCGAAGAGUUUACUAAUACUCCGGUCUUGUGUUUUGAUGAUGUGCAGAAAUGCGUCUGCGAUGCUCUUGAGGAUGACCCAUCUUGGCAAGCGGAUUUCAUGAUGGACGAUCAAGACGCAUCAGAUCGUAGCAGCAGUGAAUUUAAAAAGGAAGACAAAUCGGACGGCAAGAAGUACACUGGGGAUCUUUUACCAGUACCUGGCGCGAGGCAUAACCGUUCAAGGUCAGAUGUAGUCGGCAACAUCGCACAGAGGAUGAUCAAUGAAAGUGCAGGACCAUCAAAUUUGUCAUCUGCGAAUACGAGCAAUCUAUCGUUAUCACACUCCGAAAUAAGUCAGAGCGCGAAAAACUUGCUAUCACCGUUAUCAGCGUGCAUCAUUGAGACUGCGUUGGUACAGGACAAAGGGCGAGCAUUUGGUAUUUAUGCGAUAGCUGUGACGCGUUUAUCUGACAAUGAACUGUGGCACAUCUACAGAAGAUACAGCGACUUCUACGAUUUGCACUGCUCUAUUAAAGAAAAGUGGCCAGAACUAGGUCACCUCCCGUUUCCAGCGAAGAAGACCUUCUCGAAUACGUCUCGGUCCGUGCUUGAGAGUCGCAAGCGCAUGCUCAACAGUUACCUGCAGAGUCUGGCCAACCUCGCUAGGGAGACCAGAUAUAUGGCUCUUUUGUCGCCUGAUUAUUUAGGAGGGUUCCUUAGUCCAGAGACACAGGCAGAGAAGCAUAGUAAUACGAUUGACGCGCUUCUUGUGAAUUCACUACGAGCUGGAAUGAGGACUCUGAAAAACAUGCCAGACCAGUUUGCCAACACUGUGGAUGGAGUCAUGGACGGAAUUUCUAAAGUAUUUCAAGGCAAGAGUGAUAACUAUGAGGGCUUAAAAAGUGGCAAUUCUUCUGAUGGACAAGAUGAUGGAGAUGAAAGCGUCGCUCUUCGACUGUUAGAGGAAGUGUUGGGCAUCAGGGGACUGUGGCUGCGACGGAGGUUGCUGGCGCCUUUGAGAACCUUGAUAGCUGAUAGAGUAAACAAAAAGGUGUUGGAGUUGGUGUCAUCGCUAACGUCGCCAAGAAAUGUUGUACAGUAUCUCAAAAGUUUCAAACUAUGGCUAACGAACAGAAACGCAACAAGUUUCAGUACCAGGGACUCUGCAACUAAAGCGCGAACGAGAGUAGCGGCUAAAGUUGCUCUUCUAUCCGCUUGUUCAGAUGAUCUAAGGCACAUAGUAGGUACAGAUACGGCUAGAAGAGGCUUGCUAACAUUAUUCGACCUGUUCCAGAAUCAAGAGAUCAAUAAGAGACUCAUAUUUGUUCUCCUUGAAGUGUCUUUAUCGAACCUAUUCCCGGAGAAUAAGAUUCCAGAACUUUUCAAGACGCUGUAUUCAAACUCACCCCGCGUACCCGCUCCCAAGAAAUCUGUCAACAUUUAGAAAUAUUAUACUUGGCAACACUCGAAAACGGACUGUGAUUGGCUAAACAGUGCUGCCAUUUAAAAAAUGGCGUUUGUAUAAAAUUUUAUACAAAAUAAACUAUAUUAUUUAUUACUGCGGCAUUUGUGUUCAGUAAUAAAAGGGUAUUAGUAAGUGGGGAGAACUAAAUUUUGUAAUUUAAGAAAAGCUUGUUGUGGUAUACUUACUCUACUCAGAUUUUUAUCUAGAGUGACUUGUAUGGCGUACACAGUGGUGCUAAUUCCUGCAGACGCCAUCUUAUUUUAUUUUAAAUCAAACGGAUUAUAUACCAGCGCGAUGCCUAUUUUAUUCGCCCGUGUUAUUCGUUCGUUUUAAAAUUAACUUUUUGACAAUCAUCCGUCCCUUUCCUUUUCGGCAGAUAAGAAAAUGACGGGUAUAGCUUAAAAUAAAAUUAGAGGGUGGCUGCAGGAAUCGGGCCCAUUACAUUUGUAAUUCCCGUUUUGGCGCAAUAAAUAUUUUAAUUAUUACUGUUCCAUAAUAUUAAUUUGUACACGUACAAUUAAUCUGUCGUCAAUUUGCUUUAACAAAAGUAUUUCUCUGUGUUCUAUUGAUAAUAAUUAGGUUAAUUCGUACCAAAUUUUUUAUUAUUAUUGUUCGCAGUUUUAUAUUAAUGGGGUGACAUUGUAGAUAGUUAAAUUUUAAUAUUGGUCUUAAAACUAAAUUGUGAUAUGGAUGAAAUUACUAUUCAAAUACCUGAAGAUUUUGUACAAACCAAAUUGUACUAUUAUAAAUUUAUAAUGCUAUGUUAGGUAGGAAAAUGUAUAAAGUAUUUAAUGCAAUAUUUUUAGUUAUUGUUAUCAUAGAUCUGUCCUGCAUUUAAUUUAAUAUAUUUAUUCAAGGGUUAUUUACAUAUUAUUUUAUAGGUAAAAUGGUUGCUUUGUUGCCGAAGAGGUUACGGUAAAUAUUAUUUUGAAAUGUAAUAUAUUUUUUUAUGGCAGCUUAACUAAAUUGCUAUAGGUUCUUGGUAAAUUAUUUUUAUAUUUCCUGUCUAUUGGAUAAAACAGAGGCUAUGAGUGAAUAAGUUUUAAAUUCACGAAAAAGAACCGACUUUAAUUCCUUCAUUGAAUAAUUUAAAUUAUACGGGCCUUUGGUAGCUCAAUUAUAACCCUGAUACCAGGGUUGAUGAGGUUGGUAUUCUACCUCACAACCCACACGAUAAGAAGAAGAUUAUACGGGCUUAUGUAAAGGGCAUGUGAUUUUAAUAAAAAUAAAAGUCUGUCAACUCAAAUUAUUUAACGCGCCUUCUUUUUUUGAAAACUGUUAUUUUACCAAACGAUUGCAUUGUUAAUUUGAUAACUUGAUUUUGGUACCUGUAAGUUUUAUUGUAGCAAUCACACAAUGUUAAAUAACAAUUACUCUUAUAGCAGAAUUCUAUUUUACGCUGUGGUAUUAAUGAGUUAAACACUUAGUUUGACUCGUUAUAAUAAAUACACAUAUCAUUUAAAGUUGUCCUGUAUUGUUGUAGCCUGUAAUUGUUAUGUUUUAAACAUUCCAUUUGUUCACAUAUUGUCCAAGUUGUCGUUGUAUUGUAAGUGAUUAGGUACCUAUUUAUUAUUUUCUAAUAUAAUUUACACAAUUUAA
Molecule: messenger RNA, 4646 nt
Organism: Pectinophora gossypiella (pink bollworm)
Lineage: Eukaryota; Metazoa; Arthropoda; Insecta; Lepidoptera; Gelechiidae
Product: sorting nexin-13-like
Exons: 23
Coding region: 102-3026 (974 amino acids)
Cellular component (GO): early endosome
Molecular function (GO): phosphatidylinositol binding
Source: RefSeq, a predicted model, not a curated record